Molecule: messenger RNA, 2890 nt
Organism: Vespula vulgaris
Lineage: Eukaryota; Metazoa; Arthropoda; Insecta; Hymenoptera; Vespidae
Exons: 5
Coding region: 203-2698 (831 amino acids)
Source: RefSeq, a predicted model, not a curated record
CUAGAACCUACUCUCAAAAUUUGUACAGAUCAUUUCGUUAAAACCCGUGUAGCGUGCAGCCGGAUUAUUAGCAACUAUUAAUAAAUAGCUUGGAUCAGGUUAGAUACAAGAACCUUGAAAUUUUGGCUAUAUACGAAACGUUCGUCAUUCGUUCCCGUGGUAAUUAAUCCGCAAUUUACUUCGCAGUUGUAAAGCCGAUAUAAUGUCGAUCGACGUAGCCAACGAUAUAAGGGAAAACAUGAUAAGGAUUGCCAAAGCCAUACAACAGGAAUUUUAUGAACUUCUUCCCGAUUGGAAUAAAUACGAAGCGGAAGAUUUCGACAUAUUACGUCAAUAUAUUGGGUAUGCACUAGAUCGUAUUCCAGAAAAUAAAGAAAAAUCGGCUGACGGCGACGAACAAAUACAAUAUAGAAGCAAAAUGGUAUCUUCGAUAUACGAUCAAAUAACGAAUUAUGGUAAGGAGUCGGAUGGGAGUAUUUUCUGCAGCGUCUUAUAUAACGUUACGUGUGAAAUACCAGAACGAUCUAAUCAGACAGCUAACAGAGAGAUUAAGUAUGUUCCUAUUUUUAAAAUUAGAAAUCAUAGCAAAGUAAGUUCACAUGACAAUCUUGAGGAAAAGUAUAAUAUACAAUAUGUAGACCACGAUGGAAGAUUAUACUUAAAUUGGAACGAUUAUUUAACGCAUAAUAAAUUGUUCCCUUGCAUUAUGGUAGUACCCAAAAAUGGAUAUUACGAAGCAGAUCUUGAAUUAGAUAUAACAGAAAAGAGUUCUACAGUAUUGCUUGCAAUUCAUUUUUCACCGGUAUGUUCGUUAAACGCUAAAAUCGUUAACCACAUAGAUGUGGCAUCUAGCGUUUUAAGUUUCGGUGCUCUUGGAAUUACUGCUUUGUCAUGGUUUACUCCUAUCGCACCUAUGGUCAUGUUGGCAGGAACAACAGCGACAAGUUUUGGCGGUGUUUGGAUGUUUGGCAGAUCUAUACAUAAUUUAAUCGAUCGUAAGUCGCAUAAAGAAUCUGUUAGUCUUAGAGACAGAAAUGCACUGUCAUCCUGGAUUAGCGUUGCCGGAUAUACAAUGGGGUUUGCAUUGACCAAGGGAAGUUCAAUACUUUCAAAAGUUGCGCAAACUGGUAAAAAUAUAGGAUUAGCUACUAGAGUAGCGUAUAAUACAGCAGUAAUUGGUAAUAUAUCUGUCAACGUCGCUUGUAUCGGAUUCAACGGAUAUCGUAUCGUCGAGAAGUAUCGGGAAAACCGUAAGGUCGAUAUGGUUGACGUGGUUUCCUUUGUAGCGCAUGCAAUGUUUUUUGCUAAUACUGUAUUAUCUACACAAUUUGCCCAUGAUAUUAUUAAUAGUUCUCAUGGUAAGGUUCUAGAAGACUACGAAGCUACUUUACGAAGUAAACGUCAUCGUAAGGCGUAUAAUAAAAUAAAAAAUAACGCAAAUUCAAAAGCAGAAAUAGUACGUUACGUUAGGAAAGUUCAAUCAAGAGCAGAGCUUUUCUCUUCCAAGGGUGGCAAUCGACCAAGCGAUAGUCAAUCAAAUGGUAAUAAACCAACCGAUAGUCAAAGAAAUGGUAACAAACCAAAGGAUAGAAAACCAAGAGAUAAUAAACCAAGUGGUUGUCGACAAAGCGAUAAUCAACCAAAUGGUAAUAAACCUAAUGAUAGUCAACCAAAUGGUGAUAAACCUAAUGAUAGUCAACCAAAUGCUAAUAAACCUAAUGAUAGUCAACCAAAUGGUAAUAAACUAAGCGAUAGGAAAGCAAGAGAUAACAAACCAAAUGAUAGUCAAAGAAAUGCUAACAAUCCAAAGGAUAGAGAACCAAGAGAUAAUAAACCAAGUGGUUGUCGACAAAGCGAUAAUCAAUCAAAUGGUAAUAAACCUAAUGAUAGUCAACCAAAUGGUGAUAAACCUAAUGAUGGUCAACCAAAUGCUAAUAAACCUAAUGAUAGUCAACCAAAUGGUAAUAAACCAAGCGAUAGGAAAGCAAGAGACAAACCAAAUGAUAGUCAAAGAAAUGACAACAAACCAAGGGAUAGUCGACUAAGCGGUAGUCAACUAAAUGGUACUAACGCAAACAAUGAGAUAAAAAGUGGUAGUUUAAGAAAUUGCGGUACAAAGAAUAAGAUUACGAAGAAUACAUCAUUUGCAAGAGAUAAAAUAUACGUUGCAAAUUCGUUUAUAUUGGAUCCAAAAGAAUUUAUAAAUAACUUUGAGAAACUUCAUGGUUUGUCUGAAAUUAGUUAUUCAUUUUUACGCAGUAUCGAUGUUUCUGUUAUAUCACUCACCGGUAAACUUUUAAAGGUGUUAACUCAUUACUACAAGUAUUGUCCUUUGUUUAGUAGUUUAAACGCCAUCCCAGAAUUUAAAAUGCUCCUUCAUGAGAUGCAGUCUGUACACGACGCGGAAAUGAUGCUAGAUAGAAUAUUUUUUCUUUCAAUGAAAAUGCUUACCAGAUGUAAACGACGCAUCUCGUGGGAAGCCGAUUUAAUCAAAAUAGCAUAUGUUUUAUGGCGCUAUGGGAAGGUACAUGCAAAAAGACGAUUACGAGAAAUGGAUAGAGAAAUAGAGUCAAAAAUAAUGUUUACACUGUUUUAUUUUAUAUACGAAAAUUUUGAAGAAUUGAGCACGAUUUUUUCAAAUGCAUUAAAUGUUUAUUUGAAUAAUUCGGAACGUAAAAUGUAUUACUACGGAACGUAAUAUGAAGUUAUAAAAAUAAAGAACAAGGUAUUUUAUAAAUUCAUGACAGGUAUUAUACAAAUGUAUUUGUAAUAUAUACAAUUUAUAUUUUGUAUAUACAUUUUUCAUAUCUUUACUAUUUUUCUACUUUUAUCAAGAAUCAAAAGAAAUUUUUACUACGAGGAAGUAUAUUAUACUUUGUAUAUUAAGAAA